AAUGCCUAGAGGACGUUGCGCUACGGUAAAAAUUUCAAAAAUGGCGGAUAACCGUCAAUAGAGUUCACGUGCAGUGCCGGUUCGCGGGCUGUAACAGUAAUUUACAGUUGAGAGCGUAAUAAUUCAUUUUUUAUGAAUAAACAAUGAUCGUAGUUGGUUCAAUUGAUUGAUUUAUGAUCGAUGAUAAAAUUACGUGAUUUUUUAUCCUCACGUUGGUUUUUUCCCAUGAAAUAAAAUGGAUCGGCAAAGUAUCGGCAGUUUGCUCGGAAAAAGUACAACCUCCCCGAGGAAACGGUUGUCCAUCGUUCAAUCGCUGAAGAAAAAUACUACUCUCAGUGUAUCUGGCCGGUCAAAUCAAUCGGCUCAAGUAAUUUGCCGGACGUCCAGCCACGUGGUUGAAAGCUUUGGCUCCUCUCUACCAGUUCUUGUCACUGAAGCUCUGACUUUUGUUGACCGUCAAACAGCUGUCAGUGUCAAUGUCUCGUCAGACGGAUGGGCUUGGUUGGUCUGCGGUCGCAGAUUGCUUGUCUGGCAAUGCAAAACUACUAUCCACGACCCAAAGCAGAGACGUACAUUCAAAAGCCAAUGCAGAGAAUUGCUGCUCCCUCAGAGUGACCUUGCUCACAGAGCCGAGUGUGUGGCUGUUUGGCUUCCUCCAGGGCAACAGGUGCCAAGUUGCAUAGCAGUUUCACCGGAAGGAAUCGUUCGAUAUUGGUCGAGCGUAGCUCAUGAAGGUUCCUCGGUUGAGACGAGUGCUGAACUGGCAGGUCAAGAAGUCGAUUGCUUGACACAUGUACCUGGCCACGGAUGCAUCCUUGCAACAACGACUUGCACGGUUGCUCUCCUCCAGCCUCAGUUUGUCUCUGGCAGAAACCAAAUUUCGUGUCGUGUUUUGCGGACCAGUCAGGGAUGGCUCGGAGGGAUCGGACGCAGAAUGUCUUCACUCAUUUUUGGAGCUAUUCCACAGUCGCCGGUCAUGGAAACGAAACUCGUUAAAGUAACGUGCAGUGGUGUCGGUGACCGGGAUUCACGUGUUCUGAUAUUAGCAGGCUCCUCGUUGCAAUGUUGGUCUUUUCCCCAUGGGGAGCAGGAAAAGAUGGAGUUCGACGAGGACAUUGGCCACCUGGUUUCGCAGGCAUUUCAACGUAGAUUCUGGGAAUCGAACGCCUGCAAUCCUUACAACGUGGCUACUUGGCUCAUCGAUAUGCAGCCCUGUGACGAGGGAAUGGUCCUUUUGAUGGCUGCACAUUGUGCUGAUCUGUCGCCACAAAUUCACUUUGCAAUAGGGCUCGUACCACUCACGAGAACAACGCUAACGAGUUCCUUCAAGUGGUUCACUCCAGUCAAAAUAGGUCCGAUAAUGUACGAUUCCCAAAACGAGGAAAUCGAGUCCGUCAUUUUCUCGUACCGUUUCAUUCUCUCGGGAUGGGAAGUGAUUAUCUACAACCAUCAAAACGUUAUUGUCGUCAAUAGUACGAACGAACACGAACAGGACAAAAUAGAUUUGAUGAGAGGCGGCGAAGAUCGAAUCCUCGGCGGUGCUUUGUGCUCUGGGACUCCAGUCUUAUUCACACGAAAUCUUGCCCUCAUCACGGUCAUGCCUACCGACUUUUCAGCCCAAGAUUUCGACGGAAGUUACGUCAUGGGAGGCAACAGUAUGGACAACACCUUGAAUGGCAGUAUGACAACAGACAAUUUUACUUCCGCUGUUAGCAAUGAAAAAUUGCAAGAAAUGUAUUACAGCUCGGACGCUGUUCAACAGCUGUCGGCUGCUUUCUUGCUGAGCCUUCGCCAGAGCAAGGCUGAAUGCGAGCAAAUUCUCUCCGAAUUAUUUCCAGCGCAGGAUGAGCCGAUAAUGGACAUCGACGCGAGCCUCGACAUGAUAGUAUUGAAAGUAGCGAAAAACGUGAUCGACGAUUACCCUGCGAACGAUCCGCGCUGGUCGAACCGACGAGAUUAUUCUACGACCCUGAGUGGAGUUUUUUCUGUACAAAUUCCCCAUCAGUUGGAGGGCAAACAAAAAGCUUUGGAUUUCUACGUCUCGUUUUUGAAAGAGCACAAUUUGUGGAUCAGAUUCUGCGCCGUCACCUACAGGGGAAUAAUCAUGUCGACGGCUCACGUGCUCAGUGAAUAUGCGGAAAAAAUAGUAGCUGCUCUGACGAUAUUCAACUUGCAAAUUCGCUACCCGGAAAUCCUCGACUCGAUGAUCGAAGAGACUCUCAACAAUCACCUCGACAGCGAGACUCGAAUAUCGGACGAGCUCACGGCUCGCGACAUUUUUUAUCGAGAAGUCAGCACGAUCGAUCGCCUUUUGCCUGCCUUGGUUGAGAGCGCCGCGGAUAAAACGCAGUCGGAAAAUUCGUCGCAGCAAAUCUCCCAUUACAUUUACCAAGUCAAUUCCAUUUUGCUCGCCGUUUUCCACGAAGUCAUCAAAUAUCGGCAGCAGAACGCUGAACGUUACGUCCCUUCCGGUUGGACGAACGGAGUCACCGAGUAUCUUCCCUGGACCGCGGCAACGGGGAAGCAGGGACUGCGCGGUUGCUUGAACACGAUGGAAAACCUGACGCUGAAACACGGCAUCACGGGCACGAUCGAUUCGACGUUGAGGAACGAGCUGAGCGAGCAGCUUGUCAGUUUGAUCGACCUCAUUCUGGACGGUCGAAAAUGCCAUUUGGAGAGUCUCCGGGGCACCGAGAAGUUUGAGGUUUUGCUCAAACAGUACGAGACUGAGAGGACCAAUCUGAUACAACCGUUGAUUAAAGACAAACAGUACGAAAACGCAGCGAUCGUGGCUGAAAAGUACCUCGAUUUCGCUUCCCUCGUGCAAAUCUGCGAAUUGACAGACAACAAAUCCCGACUGAAUAGCUACAUGGAAAGAUUCGCUGCCCAGGAUUUCGUAGGAUUCAUGUUUUCAUGGUACGUGAAGAAUGGGCGACAAGGACAAUUGGUCGAGCGUUGCCGGCGUCCAGGGGCCGUAGAGUUGACUGAAAAGUUGUCCGAGCACCCUUCGCUGUCUUGGGUCCAGGCAGGUUUGACCGGGGAAUACAGAUUGGCGGCGAACACGCUCCAUUCGCUCGCUCACCAGGAGACUGAACUAGUGCGACGAAAAAAAACGAUGCUGUCACUCUCGAAAUUGGCUCUCCUCGCCUCGGACGAGGCCGACGACGAGGUCGCCGAGGACGUCAAGAUGAUAAACAACGAAUUGAAGUUGAUCGAGCACCAGGAAGACGUCCCGGAAAGUGUGCUCGAAACUUACGGUUACGACACCGAAAAAAUGCGGGUUCUCUCGGCCGUCGAACUCGUCACGCUUUACACGUGCGAGGAAAAUGUGCUGGCGGACGCGUUCGAUUUCAAGAAAGCCCUGGACCUCCUGGAGCACGUUGAACCCGAAGAGGAGCGACCGGUUCUGAAGCUGAAAAUUUGGGCGCGAGCUGUUCGUCGAGACCGUUGGGACACCGUGUCCAAAAACCCCGAGGAGCAAGUCAAGGAAACUUUGUUUUUCAAGCUCAUUGACGUCUGCCAGACGAUGGAUCCUCAGGCGGAAGAUUUUUUGCCUCCCAUCGCGAUGCUGCUGUCAGAACCGGAAGUCGGGACACUCGCCGCCUCCAGCAGCUUCCAGUAUUUAGUGAAAUUCGCGUAUGAAUAUGCUCAUCGAAUAUUUUCAGACCAAUAAUUGUUAACUUCCGCGAGAAUAAGCACCGCCGUCGUCAAUUUAUAUUUUUUACAUGAAAAAGCGAAUAAAUCAAUUUGAGAAGA
Venturia canescens is the source of this 3756-nucleotide messenger RNA. It is a transcript of the gene Nup133, whose product is annotated as nuclear pore complex protein Nup133. The transcript has 19 exons. Lineage: Eukaryota; Metazoa; Arthropoda; Insecta; Hymenoptera; Ichneumonidae. Gene Ontology annotation, cellular component: nuclear pore outer ring. The record is from RefSeq and is a predicted model, not a curated record. The coding region runs from base 236 to 3673 and encodes 1145 amino acids. Gene Ontology annotation, molecular function: structural constituent of nuclear pore; protein binding. Gene Ontology annotation, biological process: protein import into nucleus; transcription-dependent tethering of RNA polymerase II gene DNA at nuclear periphery; poly(A)+ mRNA export from nucleus.